Messenger RNA from Syngnathus acus (greater pipefish), 4412 nucleotides. Its product is annotated as sphingosine kinase 1-like. The coding region runs from base 268 to 1914 and encodes 548 amino acids. NCBI's taxonomy places the organism in Eukaryota, Metazoa, Chordata, Actinopteri, Syngnathiformes, Syngnathidae. The record is from RefSeq and is a predicted model, not a curated record. Gene Ontology annotation, biological process: cellular response to growth factor stimulus; sphingosine biosynthetic process; negative regulation of apoptotic process. Gene Ontology annotation, cellular component: cytoplasm; membrane; intracellular membrane-bounded organelle. The transcript has 6 exons.
UCUCAGUCAAAUGUAAGUUAUUUUUAAUACAGAGUUUUAUCAACACCGUCUUAGAGGUAGUUAAUUUACAGGCUCUGCGUCUUCAACAAUAAACAAUAUUUUCCUUGUGGACGGAAUUUAUUUCUAUAACUCUCUGAUUUUGGAUAUAAAAAAAUUUCCAGGAAGAGACGCUGAACCAGGAAUAGUGCCCUGGCGCACGGAGCGUCCCGCAGCACAACUCCACUUGAGUCGGUACCGCACCGCCAUCCUCGCGCUGGCCUGGCCGGGAUGGAGAAGGACGCCCCUGGAGCGGAGCCACCCCGUCAGCGGAACGGCUUCGUGGGCAUGCUUUACGGGGAGUUUACAGACACCCUCGACGACAAGGUCCGCUUCUCUGUCAGCCUGACGGAGAGCGCUCUGACCAUCCAGAGGAUCUCCUCAUCGCCCGACCGGACUAAGGUGGUCUUCAACUUGACGGACUGCGUCGGUUGCCGGGCGUACAGAGCAACGGACAGCGCGGACGUCGGCGCCUACUUCACCGCCUAUUUCUACCCCUUCAAACGGCGCUGGAUGAGCGCAGGAGUGGCCCGGCAGCGAGUGGAGCAGUGUUUUCGGGUGGCGCUGGUUCAGGACCCCCGGACUAACCUGCGGGAGGCUGAACGGUGGGCUUGUGCCAUCAGGGAUGCCUCUGCGCAGCAGGCGCGCCGGAAAGACGGUAUCACCAACUUGGAGAUACGGCGGCCUUGCAGAGUCAUGAUCCUGGUCAACCCUCUCAGUGGACGCGGCCAGGCUCUCCAGCUCUUCACCGGUCACCUGCAGGGCAUGCUCACUGAAGCCGACGUCCCCUACACGCUUGUCAUCACAGAGCACCAGAACCACGCACGGGAGCUGGUGAAGAAGGCGGACCUGUCACAGUGGGACGCUCUCGUUAUCAUGUCAGGAGAUGGGCUGCUCUUCGAGGUGAUAAACGGUCUGAUGGAGCGUGACGACUGGCAGGAGGCCAUCCAGACCCCUCUGGGCAUUCUUCCAGGUGGCUCCGGAAACGCCCUGGCUGCUUCUGUCCACCACUACUCUCAGUCACCCCCGGCAUGGAAUGAGGAACUUCUUCUGAGCUGUGGCUUUAUCCUGUGCAAGGGCCUGGUCGGUUCUUUGGACUUGGUGUCCAUCCACUUGGCUUCCAAACAGCGUGUCUUCUCCUUCCUGUCUCUGGCUUGGGGAUUUGUAGCUGACGUGGACAUCGAGAGCGAGAAGUACCGCCACGUCGGGGCCAUCCGCUUCCUGAUGGGUACUUUGGUGCGCUUGGCGUCUCUCCGAGUGUAUCAGGGUAGGUUAGCGUACCUGCCCGUGAAGGAGAAGCCCGACCUUUCGUCCACGCCUCAGCGACCCUCGCUGUGUUCCUCCCUCCCUUGCCAGCUCAUUCCCAAUUCCUCGCCAGCACACAAACCACGCCGCCAUUGCAACAACUCCAACACCAUCAGCAAUUCCUCCAUUCACGCCAAAACACCCGAAACUCCCAGUGACGGGAAAACCCGAGCACCAGUGGAUAAUCUGCUCCCGGGACUAGACCAGCCGGUCCCGGAGAGCUGGACUGUUGUCAAAGCGGACGACUUUGUCUUGGUGCUGGCAAUUUACCAAUCUCACCUGGCCGAGGACUUGUGGGCGGUCCCCGGCGCCACGGCGGACGACGGAAUCAUCCAUCUCUUUUACGUGACUGCGGGAAUCUCCCGCCCCGCCCUUUUGCGCCUCUUCCUCGCCAUGGAGAAGGGAGCGCAUUUAGCAUGCGGCUGCCCCCACCUGGUCUACGAGAAGGUGCUAGCGCUGCGCUUGGAGCCCAUUUCGAAGGAGGGGGUGAUCACAGUGGACGGCGAGACGAUGGAAUACGGGCCGGUUCAGGCUCAAAUCCACCCCGGACUGGCCAGACUCAUACAUGGAUGAAGGCAGAUUAUGUUAAUCUUCGAGUUGGAGAGCUUUCAAGUUUGGCCUUUUCACUCAGUGUUGAUCUCUUUGUAUACGCUGUGCUUUCGUAAGUGCCAAAGACAUUUAAUCAGCCUCGGAGUAUUCCUCUAUUUUUAUACUGAAGCAACUUAGCGUGUUUUUUUUUUUUUUUUUUAUCAUCCCUGCCCUUCUAUUCAGGGUCCAAAUUGCAAAUUGUUCUUCACUGCUGGCUGGUUCCAGCGGAACACACUUGAGAGAUUGUGUACACAUUUAACACAACGUAUGUGUGCAUGAGCACAUUGUUGGCGUGGCAGAGGAGUGCAUUGCGCACUCUGCUGUCAGACCUCAUCAGCGCCGCACAUAUGAAGACAAGCACAUUUUUUUUCCCCAUAUUCCCGGCGGAAUAGUCGAAGCCUCAGAGUAGGAGAAAUCCCUGAGAAGAUUUGAGCUAAUCUUUGUGUAUGGAAAAAAAAAGAUUGUUCGAGAAAGGCCAAUUUGGGUUGUUGCUCAUUUGAUGGGAUUGAUCAUCUUCUCUUAAAUUGGAAGAUUGUACUCUUGGUUCAUGAGCCUUCACCUCAUGUGUCCUUAUUAGCUUCAUUUCUGCAUAUAUAUUUUUUUUAAGUGACACUAAUUGGGUGCAUAAAAGAAGCACAGGGUCUGGUGUGUUCUUGCAAUCUGUUGGCUGGAGGGAGUUGGGAACUGUUUGGACUUUUUUUUUUUUUUUUGGCCGUGUUUGAUUCGCUUCGGGGCGGAGGAGACGCCAAAUGUUAACAGCAUUUUCAUUGGCUCAUCGACACUGGCCAUGCACAAAUCAUGUUUAUGAAUGGUUCCGCUGACUAUGUUGCACAGGUAUGCAUACAGCAGCUGAAUAUCAUCAUGCAGCUUCGAUAACCUUUAAGGCAAUUUCGUCUUUCCUGACAGCAGAUAAAAGGACAACAGAAUUAUGGCAAAGCUGAAAUGUCAAAUGUUAACAUUCAUGGUCCAGCUUCUCUGUGUCUUCUGAGGGAAUGACGAUCGAAAAAGUCUGCACACCCCUGUUUAAAAUGCUUUUUUUGUUUUACUAAUUUGAAGCUUUAACCUGUAAUUUUAAUUUUAUUUUUUAUAUUUCAUUUCAUUUUUUUAAUUAUGGGUCAUUAAUGGUGGGAAAUGGUGACAUUUGAACAGGGGUGUGCAGACUUUUUAGAAAUUGCGUGUUUACUUUUGACAGUAUUUCUAUUGAGGGCCCAAAAAAGCAUCUUCCUCUCACACAUAAAGCAAAACCACUUGCUGGAGAACUCUCAUGGUCACCCAAUAACCUCUCACAAUCACCUCUAAAAUGAUAUAUAUUUUACGUUUGGUAUCGUAGCAGGUUUAUGUUUUUGUGUGAGUGAGAAAUACUUUUGUAUAUGUGAGUUUUUUUAUGGUUUGAGUGAGGUUUUUUGUGCUGAAUGUGUGUUUUGUGUUUAAGCAUUUUAGGGAGUGAGUGUGAAUGUCAAUUUUGUUGAUUAAUUAAAUCAUUGAUUUAUUUUGCUGAAUUUGAGAGGGCUUGUUGGUGUGUAUGAGAGUUUUUGGGUUAGCGUUUCAUUAUUUAUUUGGUGAGUUUUGGGUGCGUGUGAGGUAAAUGUUAUUUUUGGCCUAUACAGCAUCUCACCUUGGAUUGCAAUGUACCUGAAGUAGACUUGACUAAAAAAAAAAAAUCUCAUUGCGGUACCCAAUUUUUUUCAAUUCUUGCAUUUAAAUUUGCUUCAUAAUGCUGCAAUAGGAACAAAAAUAUUGCAUCCUUGUUAUCAAGGCGCUGUAUGAAAACAUGUUACGCUAAUGGAUCGUCAUGGUUACACACUAUUGGAUGACUUACAGUAAAUAUUGCUAUCUGGACUUACCCUGAGCUUUUUCAGUUAUAUAAUGCACUCUCCUCAGACUGCCACGACAUUUAUCUCUUUUUUACUUAAAUCUUAAGGAUUAAAGCACACUUGUAUUAGAAUUUGAUGGGGGGUUAAAAAAAAAAAAGCCUCCGGCAUCUUAUUGUAACUUACUGCCAGAAAUAUUUACGCGAACCUUGCAUAGAAUAUGUAAACGAAUGCUCUUGGUAGGAUGUUGUUGCACUUGUGGUUCGCUAUAAUAAAUGAUUCCACUUGCUGCUGGAAUGCAGCAUCAGUCUGAACACAAUUAGAAUGGCUAGUGUCUUUGUCAUGAGAUUUUAUUCAUAAUUUAGGAGAUGUCUCACUGAGUUAUGUGCAGAAAUGAGGUCACUGAUGCAGUGAGGUUUGCUGUUAGAUUUUAAACCGACAUUUAAAAAAAAAAAAAACUAUUUUUGGAGCAGUAUAUGGUACUGCUGGACUUGAGCUCUCAUUUAUGAGACGUACAUACAAUCAGCCUGAAAUAUAAUUUACAGAUGCAGUAGGAAAUUCAGUCAUUGUUUUGUCUUUAAACAUGCUGGUAAAUGAAAUGUAAAUGCAGUAGAUCUGUAUACUGUUGUUCAGUAAUGCUUUAUGUUGAUAAGACAAUAAAUUUUGUAAUAU